Messenger RNA from Humulus lupulus (European hop), 955 nucleotides. RefSeq lists its product as uncharacterized. Bases 197 to 955 code for a protein of 252 amino acids. The transcript has 5 exons. The record is from RefSeq and is a predicted model, not a curated record. NCBI's taxonomy places the organism in Eukaryota, Viridiplantae, Streptophyta, Magnoliopsida, Rosales, Cannabaceae.
AUAAAUAGGUAUUCCAAGAUCCAAUUCAAUCAGAAGAGUUUCAGACGUUGCUGCUAUUGCCAUUGACAACUUUCCAAACACAGAAGAAGCACUUUGUAGAGGAGAAUAUGGCGUCAUAAGAAGCCUGGUUCGGGUAUUAGAGGGUGGCCUUGAAGGCAAAAGGCAAGUAGAUAAAGUCAUCGACAAGUGUGCCUCCAUGCAGAACUUACGUGAGGCAAUUGCCACUUAUCGCAAUAGCAUUUUACGUCAACCAGAUGAAAUGAAAAGGGAGGCGUUGCUUUCAUUUUUUGUGGAGUAUCUUGAGAGAUACUACUUUCUUAUAUGCUUUGCUGUCUACAUUCAUUCAGAGAAAUCAGCCCUUCAAUCUAAAUUUGUUGGUAAUAGCAGUUUUGCUGACUGGAUGAGAGCGAGACCAGAACUCUAUAGCAUUCUUCGCAGACUGCUUAGGAGAGAUCCAAUGGGUGCACUUGGCUAUGCAAGUUUGAAGCCAUCCCUCAUGAAGAUUGCUGAAUCUACUGAUGGUCGUCCUUCUGAGAUGGGUAUAGUUGCUGCAUCAAGAAAUGGUGAGGUUUUAGGCAGCCAAACUGUUCUGAAAAGUGAUCACUGCCCAGGUUGUCAAAACCAAAACUUACCUGAAAGAGUGGAGGGUGCCCCUAAUUUUCAGGAAGUUCCUGGUUUUCCAGUUUAUGGAGUGGCAAAUCCAAAUAUUGAUGGAAUACAAUCUAUGAUACAAAGAAUUGGUGACUCAAAAAGUGGUCGUCCAGUUCUUUGGCACAAUAUGAGAGAGGAACCUAUUAUUUACAUAAAUGGAAAACCAUUUGUGCUCUGCGAGGUUGAAAGACCGUACAAAAACAUUCUUGAAUACUCAGGCAUUGAUCGUGAAAGAGUGGAAAGAAUGGAUGCUCGACUAAAAGAAGAUAUCCUGAGAGAAGCUGAACGUUAUGGAGGUGCCUAA